Messenger RNA from Acaulospora morrowiae, 166 nucleotides. Lineage: Eukaryota; Fungi; Glomeromycota; Glomeromycetes; Diversisporales; Acaulosporaceae. The record is from the annotation of a GenBank genome assembly.
UGGUCAACAACAACUUUAUGAUUUUAGUAGAUCCGCCGAUCCAUCAGGACGAUUUGAAGAUGUUCGAUUUACUGGUAACGCAGGUGGCGAUUCUACGAGUAAUUUGAGAGGCGAAGAAAGAGAUCAAGAGGAAUAUCAGGAGAGAAUUCCAGGUCGAGACAUUUAA